This is a messenger RNA of Halteromyces radiatus, 2040 nucleotides long. RefSeq lists its product as uncharacterized. The coding region runs from base 145 to 2040 and encodes 631 amino acids. Lineage: Eukaryota; Fungi; Mucoromycota; Mucoromycetes; Mucorales; Cunninghamellaceae. Gene Ontology annotation, biological process: lipid metabolic process. The transcript is spliced from 6 exons. The record is from RefSeq and is a predicted model, not a curated record.
UUAUUAUUAUUAUUAUUAUUCUAUCUUUAUCUGUUUUUAUUUUCUUUUUCUUCUUCUUCUUUUUUUUUUAUAUACAAAUAUAUAUAUUAAACCUACUGUUUGUUAUUAUAGACUAUAUAUAAUUAUAUAUUGUAUCAAACAAUUAUGACCAUCUCUUCAUCACAAAUCGCAACAUGUCGAAAUACAAUAUAUGAACUAUCACCAACUUUACUACCAGAAAAUAUUGCUGGUCUUAUCACUACUGCCUCAUUAGCCACUCGUGUAUCUUUACGUUGUUCCGGUUUAGUCAUUGAUGCUUUGUUUGAAGGGGCAAAAUAUGGUACUUCUGUAUCACUAGGAUUAGGUCGAAACGCUCUUACAAACGCCAUAUCAACAGCAAAACUAAUUCAUUCCUCAAACCCAGAAAAUGAUGAUGAUGAUCAAUGUGCUUCUACGGAAAGUGGAUUUCUUCAACUCAUUGAUAAAUAUACCGAUCUUGGCGUUCAUCUUAUAUCAAGUACAUUUACACUAACUGAAUUAUUUGCUCUCUCUGGAUUACAAUUUACAUCAAAAACAAUCAAAACUGGCUUAAAGGCAUGUGAAGAAACAGUUCGAUUGAUUGAUGGUAUUUUUGGCUCAACAGAUACUUCCCGUGCUAUCGCUUCCAUCAUCACUUUAGUUCAUAGAGAACUUAUGUACGAUCCUGAAUUUGAACUUGCUCAAAUGGGUAAAAUCGCCAUGCUCGGUAGCCUUACCAAAGCUCUUACCGCUUUCGCUCUAUUACAAACUGUCACUCAUCACCGUCGUAUCAAACAAGUUCAAACAACUGUUUUAUGGCAAGAACCCGAUCCACGCAAUUUUCCUCGUCAACAUAUUAUUAGUAAUAUUGGUCACUUUAUGCGUUAUGCCAGUGCUGCCUAUGGUGAAUCGUUUAUGCGUGUUUUUGGUAUUGGUGACAUUCCGUCUGUUCUUCCUACAUCACAUCAUCAUCACCGAAAUCAUCAUGCAUUUGCUCAUCAUACUGGUGUCAUGGUACAAGAUAUCCUGCUAUCAAGCUACACUGAUCAUUCAAGUUUACUGAACAUGCAUCAUCCUUCUUUACAUGCAUUGGUUCAUUAUGUGACCGUGGAUCACCGAACGAAAUCAAUUGUAUUGACUUGCCGUGGUACAUUGGGGCUCAGCGAUGUAUUGACCGACUUAUCUUUCACCUAUACCGAUUUUACCCUUCCGACGGAACCCAACAAACAUUUCCAAGCACAUGAUGGUAUGUUAGAUGCUGCCCAACUUUUGGCCAAGGAAAAAGGAAAAGUAUAUCAAGCUAUCCGUCGUGGAUUAGAACAGUAUCCAGAUUAUGGUCUUGUUUUAUGUGGACAUAGUUUGGGUGGUGGAGUUGUCAGCUUACUUGGUGUUUUAUGGACACUUACACAUGAUCCUGUGCCUUUUGUGACUUCUCGACCAAGUGGACUUCCUGCAGGGCGCCCAGUGCAUUGUUAUGUCUAUGGUCCUCCUUGUGCUAUGUCGUAUGAUCUUAGUCAAUAUUGUGGUCAAGGAUUGGUAACAAGUGUGGUCCAUGGCUAUGAUGUAGUAUCUUGUCUUAGUUGGGGUUUGAUCAAGGAUUUGAAGAACGUUGCCACUAGUCUUCAUGAAGAAAGUCAUACAGCUGAAGCCAUCAUUAGUCGUAUUAUUGGAAGAUACAAUCGUCGACAGGAAGAAGAGGAUCAAUGGUUAUGGGCAACAAUCAAAACCAUGCGUGCCGACAUGCGUGCCGAUAAAUUAUACCCACCUUCAACUGUAUAUCAUGUAGAAUCUGUGCCUCAAUUGAUCCAAAACCCUAUUCAUCAUUCAGAAACAGCCACCUCUACCUCUACCUCUCGACAAUCACAACACCGCAAAGCCCAUAUGACAACCUUGACUUUAUGUGAUGAUAUCCAAGCUCGCUUUUCUGAAAUCAAUUUCUCAAGGAGUAUGUUUGUGGAUCAUACCCCUACCCUCUAUGAAAAGGCAAUUCGAAACUUAUGUCGUGGAUUCUUUGGACAAGAAGGUGCUUAUGAAAACACUUGA